Molecule: messenger RNA, 1237 nt
Organism: Trichomycterus rosablanca
Lineage: Eukaryota; Metazoa; Chordata; Actinopteri; Siluriformes; Trichomycteridae
Gene: fam117ba
Product: family with sequence similarity 117 member Ba
Exons: 8
Coding region: 151-1140 (329 amino acids)
Source: RefSeq, a predicted model, not a curated record
UCAGCACCGGAGCAGCUCACUUGUCCAUACGAGCAACAUCCUAUUGUCAUAGCCCUACAUCUAGCUGAAUAAAACGACACCCCAUCACCUGGACUCAGUCUAUCAGGGAACUGGCAGCUGUACAUAAGCACCACCCACCCCACCCUCUCGAUGAGGGACAAGGCCACCCAGACCCCCAGGGCCUGGGUAGAUGAGCGGAGGAGAGGCUCUCAUAAACGCUCAGCAUCCUGUGGCAGCACUGACCAGCUGAAAGAGAUUGCAAAAUUGAGACAGCAGCUCCAGCGCAGCAAGAGAAGCAGUCGUCAUCGUCGUGACAAGGAGCGCAAAUCACCCUUCAAUGGCAACCAUGCUAUUAUUCAAUCACAGUCUCAGAUGCCCAAAACCAUCCUCAUCCCCAUCCCAAUCUCCAGGACCACCCCUCCUCGCUUCCGCAACAGCAUUGAAGGCCUCAACCAGGAGAUUGAGCGCAUCAUCAUACGAGACACCACAGAGCGAGAUGAAGUUAUUGUUCCACAGGAUGUCCCUGAUGGACACCGUGCACCCCCACCCCUUCCACAGCGCAGCAGCAGCACACGCAGCAUUGACACCCAGACUCCUUCAGGACGAAGCCUGGGUGGUAACCAUAGCAACAGCAGCAGCCGGGCUGAUUCAGUGUCACCCUCAUAUCUCAGCAUCCUGAAUGACACAAUGGGAAACAGUCCCCUCAAUGAUGAUGCACUCAACGACAGAGAUAUAGGGCCAUACUCUCCUCUGCCUAAGUACGCUGCUUCUCCCAAACCCAACAACAGCUACAUGUUCAAGCGUGAGCCUCCGGAAGGUUGUGAACGAGUCAAAGUCUUUGAAGAGAACCAGCCAAAGCCUCUGCAGGAGAUUCCUCCGUACUUGUGUCCGGAUCGGAACAAGGUGAACUUCAUCCCUAAAAGCGGCUCAGCUUUCUGCCUCGUCAGCAUACUGAAGCCGCUCCUGCCCACACAGGAGCUGAACUUCCGCAGCGGGGUUACUUACCGCAGCCUCUCGCCCUCUAUCGUCCCUCUCAGCGGGGUCGGAGUGCGCAGCCUGUCCCCUUCCGUGGGUGGCGUCCUGUCCCGAGGACGCCAGUCUCCCUGCCUCCCACGCCACCUGGAGGAGCCUGAGGGUUAGACAUCCCAACAGCUCAAGGAAUUAUUUCAAGAUGGAAGUACAUGUGUAAAUAACUCUCAUCAUCAGAAGGCUCUUUUGUAAUAUGAUUGAAUCUCGA